AUGACGAUGAGAUCGCUGAAGUACAGUGAGAGGGAGGAGAUGAUGGAGGGCUUCAGUCCAGUGCCUCCACCCCUCCCUCGCCGACAACCAGUGAGAAACAUCUAUGCUGAACCCUUCGUAGACCCUAGAUUGGGUGGUGCGCCGAUGUCAAGCGGGAUGGUUGGUGGCACGCUGGGUAGUGGUCAUUGCCAACUAGCCAACCAACCACUGGUGAUGCCGGUAUUCCCCCCGCGAGCCAGUCAGCCUAGCCCCGUCCCUGUAUACUCCCCCUCGAGGUUUCACAUAGACAAACGAUGUCAACAUCGUUGCACGUGGAAAUGUCUCGCCAUCGCUAUGAUAUGCCUCUGUGUCAUCUUAGCGGCGAUGCUCGCGUAUUUUAUAGCGCUAUCGUCAAUUAAAAGUAAUAUAGACAAUUCAAAUUGCAUCCUGGUGCAAGAUGUAAAAGCAGUAACACAUGCACAAGGAAUUAGGGAUGCUUUAUCAACAUCAUCACCUUCAGAUGAAUCUAUAUCAACAUCAUCUUUAGGUGGUUGGUCCACAACAGUAGAAGCUGCAUUAGAGUCAAUAAUUAUACCUCAACAAGCACAACAAGCCGCUCCACCUCCAUGGUCACCAGCGUUAGAAGUUAGAGAAUUCGACGAAUUACACAGCGCAACUAUACCUGCCUACCAAUUUUGGAGUUCCGAAUUCCGCAACAAACAGCCCGCCUAUGUUAGCCUUAACUUCACAGUUCCAUGGGGAGCUAAUUUUGCCGUUUACGGUAGACGAAAUGUAGCCCCCAGUGUAACACAGUACGAUUUUGUAGAAUUCAUUAGAGGCGGUAGAGUUGACCAUAGACUAAGAAGAAGAAGAAGUCUAUUUGAAGAUAAUCCAUUCCAAAGUAGUUUAAAUGAAUGGGAUGCAUUAUUGAGCACGAUUAGUCCGCUGCAGAGAUGGAACCACACGAUAAGCAAAAGAUCAACAGAUAUGCGAGUUAAUGUCAGUAUAUUACAGUAUCUUGACACGGGCAGGUGGUUUAUAUCAGUAUACAACGACGAGCUACAGCCACAUAAUGUUGAAAUGAUCGUUUCCGAGGCCGAAGGUGUUACUAACUCUUGCCCUGACGACUGUUCGGGUCAUGGGUCUUGCUAUCUUGGCAAAUGCGAUUGUGUAGAUGGAUACGAAGGACACGAUUGCUCAAAAAGUGUGUGCCCAGUUCUUUGUUCAGGACACGGCGCGUAUGCAGGUGGCGUGUGUCACUGCUCUGAGGGGUGGAAAGGCCCGGAAUGUGAUGUGCCAGCACAUGAUUGCGAACCGGCCGACUGUUCCGGAAGAGGCCAAUGCAUUGCAGGACAUUGCCAUUGUAAAGCGGGCUGGAAAGGAUUAAAAUGCGAUGAAGAGGACUGUCUAGAUCCAACAUGCGGCGGCCACGGCUCAUGCGUACGGGGUAGAUGUGUAUGUCGUGCUGGAUGGCGUGGUGCUUCAUGUAGUGAACGCGAUGCAAGAGUCCAACGGUGUCUCCCAGCAUGUUCUCAAAGAGGAGUUUAUGAUCUAGAUGCUGGUAGAUGUGUUUGCGAUCCUCUUUAUACUGGCGAUGAUUGUUCUCAAGUGGUAUGUUCCUUGGACUGUGGCCCACAUGGCGUUUGUGCUGAAGGUGUAUGUCGAUGUGAUGAUGGCUGGACAGGUUCCUUGUGUGAUCAGCGACCGUGUGAUAUAAGAUGUCAUGAUCAUGGCCAAUGCAAGAACGGCACUUGCGUAUGCACGCAAGGAUGGAAUGGCAGACAUUGUACCUUGCCUGGUUGUCCCAACGGUUGUUCUCGUAACGGACAAUGUCUACUGGAAGACGGAGUGUACCGGUGUUCUUGCGCCGACGGCUGGGCUGGUACUGACUGCUCUAUCGCUCUCGAACUCUCCUGCAACGAUAACGAAGACAAUGAUGAAGAUGGCAUGACGGACUGCUCGGACUCGGAAUGCUGCAGUCGACCAGAGUGCGCCGAACACAUCAUGUGCCUAGCUUCCAACGAUCCCGUAGAAGUGCUCCUCAGGAAACAACCGCCAUCAGUCACCGCGUCUUUCUAUCAACGUGUCAAGUUUCUCAUAGAAGAAAACUCUGUCCAGAGCUACGCACACAUGGACGAAUAUUCGGAAAGCGAGUUCUGGAAUUCCUUUACACCAGGCCGCGUGUCCGUGAUGCGGGGUCAGGUGGUCUCGCCCCAGGGGCUCGGCAUCAUCGGCAUCAGGGUCUCCGUCGACAGAGAAGCACGAUUUGGAUUCACACUCACCAGACAGGGUGGAUGGUUUGACGUAUUGGUGAAUGGCGGAGGCGCAGUGACGUUGCAGUUCCAGAGAUCACCGUUCAAGCCUCUAAGAAAGACAGUUUUCGUGCCGUGGAAUCAAAUUGUAGUGUUGCCGCCAGUCCAGAUGGAACUUAGUGAUGAAAGCGUUAAAGUACCUACGCCUAGGGCACCACUUCGAAUCGGCUGGUUGCCAACCCCAACGCAAUGGUGGGAAGCGGAGACUCCACCGUGCGCUGCACAUGAUCACGAGCGUCUUCGACCAGAAGUGGUAGCAGUGCCGCCUUUGGCUUCACCCGCUGCGUCCUCGGCUACAACUACCACUGUUAUAUACCCUGAGGCUCAGAUCGUGAGCGAGUCCAUCGGCAUACCCGGCUCAUCUGUAAAGCUCACAUACCGUUCAUCUCAAUCUGCUGGCUACCUGUCAUGCGUACAUGUACAACUUACACGUCGAAUCAUACCAGCGUCACUGGUCAGAGUACAUGUCCGAGUUGAGAUUGAGGGCUCAUUGCAUACACAUAGUUACGAAGCUGACCCUGACUUAACUCAUAUCUUUGCCUGGAAUAAGAGGAACGUUUACAAACAGAAGGUGUAUGGCCAGGCACAAGCAAAAAUAUCAAUCGGUUACGAAUAUACGACGUGCGUUGCAACUGUAUGGGAGACUCAGACGGCGACGUUAGCUGGUUUUGAUGUCGACAUAUCAGAUAUCGGAGGUUGGGGACUGGAUAUACAUCACCAUUACAACUUCCAUGAAGGGAUAUUACAAAAGGGCGAUGGAGCUUUACUUCACUUAAAACAAUAUCCGAGAACUGUCCAGGUUGUCAUGGGUACCGGUCUUCAACGAGCUUUGGAAUGUCCCGAUCAUUGCAAUGGCAAAGCUGCAGAUGCCCGGCUAUUAACACCCACAGCUCUAACAUCCGGCCCAGACGGUUCAUUGUACGUUGGAGACUUCAAUCUUGUACGUCGUAUUACUCCCGAAGGCGUUGUCACCACUGUACUACAACUAGAAACAACACAAGUUGCAUAUCAAUAUUAUAUUUGUAUAUCACCAGCUGAUGGAUACUUAUACAUAUCAGAUUCAGAAAGACACCAAGUGCGUAGGGUGAUAGCAUUGGAUAAAGUGCGAGAUCCAUCAAGUAAUUCAGAACCUGUUGUUGGUAAUGGAGAUCGAUGUGUCCCUGGAGAUGAUUCCAAUUGUGGCGAUGAAGGUCCUGCCAUGAAAGCCAAGUUAGCUCAUCCCAAAGGUCUUGCCAUUGCGGCUGACAGAACAAUGUAUAUCGCUGAUGGAACUAACAUCCGUGCAGUCGAUCCAAAUGGCAUUAUACAUACACUGGUUGGUCAUCAUGGUCAUCACAAUCAUUGGUCUCCUGUUCCGUGCCGUGGAGCAAUACCACCCUACGAAGCUCAACUACAAUGGCCAACAGGAGUUGCUUUGUCCCCUCUAGAUGGAUCACUGUAUUUCAUAGAUGAUAGAAUAAUUCUAAAAUUAACUGUUGAUAUGAAAAUCAAAGUUGUAGCUGGUCAACCUUCACAUUGCCGUAUAGGAAGCGACGGAAAGCCUCUUGCUAAGACAACUAAUAGGACAACUACAGAUAUUAGAGAAGACUCCAACUUAGGCACAAUAUUAGCUAUUGCAUUUGCGCCAAGUGGAAUAUUGUAUGUUGCUGAAGCUGAUUCUAAGAAAACGAAUACAAUUAAGUCAAUAGAUCCCUCUGGUAAAAUUAUGCACUUUGCUGGAAAAAUCCUUGAAAAUCUGAAAGAAUUAAGCUGCGAAUGCAAUUCGUCAAUCUCAGCUACAAUAAUACCCACAAACGGGCGUGACGAAGGUGCUGGUUGCCCAUGUAGACUAAGUGUGGCAGCAGGUGAUGAACCGCCCACUAGCACAGAGACUCUACUGUCCUCUAAUGCGAAAUUCCAGACAAUAUCAGCUCUCGCUGUAACCCCAGAUGGAGUCCUUAAUGUUGUUGAUCAAGGAUCGCUUCACAUUUUAGCAUUGAAACAUUACUUACCAUCUCAUGAUGAAAAUGGAGAAUUUAGAAUACCAUACCCGCCUACUUCUGAAAUCUAUGUAUUUAAUCGUUAUGGUCAGCAUAUUACCACAAAAGAUUUAACGUCUGGUAAAACAAGAUAUUCAUUCUUAUAUUCUAAAAAUACAAGCUUUGGAAAACUAUCGACAGUUACAGACGCUUCUGGAAAUAAAAUACAAUUACUCAGAGAUUACAGCAAUAUCGUUAGCUCUAUCGAAAAUACACAAGACCACAAACUCGAAUUAAAAAUAUCUGGAAUCGGUUACCUUACUAAAAUAGCAGAGAAAGGUGCCAAGGAAAUGGAAUUUGAUUACGACGCCAACACAGGUUUACUCAACAGCCGGUCGGGGGCAGGAGAUGCUGUGAUUUAUAACUAUGACGAACUAGGAAGAGUAACUAAAAUAAUAAUGCCUUCUGGUGAACAAGUGCAUAUAACUUCUGGCCUUGCGAAGAAUUACGGUUUAGCUGUAACAGUAUCAAAUCCAGCCAGCACGAUUCCUGUUGGAGUAGCCAAGAAAUGCGAAUACGUUCUACAUGGGCAGUCCUUCAAGCAAAUUACUAUAAAUAACGGCAAGCAGAUUACCGAAGGACGCAUUUACUCCAACAACACGCUGCUUCUGGAUACACCUUGGGGAGGGAAAUUUGAAAGUAUUGCUGCUGCCAAACAUCCACUUUUAGAGGCAGCUUUACCUAUUGAAGCUGAAAUGCUUCACAUGUGGUCACACCAGACAACUACUUUUGGUGACGGUCUGGUGAAUAAUAUGUAUUCACUAUAUACAUUAGUUGGCGAUGUGAGAAAUCCGCAGCAAACUCUGAACAGGGAGAUAUGGGUAAAUGAUUCUAGAGUACUGAUCAUUGAAUUUGACCAGUUUAAGAGCCGCGAAACUUUCUUUAAUGCAGACAGAAACCCAUUAUUUACUAUUGCUUACGACGUAGCAGGACUGCCUCUUUCAUUUAAUCCUCAUGGUGCAGGAGCUCCUCUAAAUAUUUCAUAUGACAGAUUCAAUAGAAUCAAUGGCUGGAAAUGGGGUAAUACUGAGGAAAGUUAUAACUAUGACCCCCGUGGAAUGUUAUCAGAAAUAACAAGCCCUCAAGAUGGCACUAAGUUUAUUUAUUACAAUGAAGGAAAUCUUGUCUCCACAAUUACUCUAGCCAGUCAAAAGAGCUUUAAGUAUAAGUACGAUGACGAUGGUGGCUUAACUCACGUAAUUCUGCCCUCGGGAUCAAAUCAUUCUUUUAGUGUCCAACCAUCCAUAGGCUUCUUGAGGGUCACAUACACACCACCUGGUUCCUCAAAGAAAUAUUUACAACAUUAUUCACAUACUGGUGAGCUUCUACAAACUGUAUUCCCUGGUGAUGGAGCUCGUGUAGUUUACCGUUACUUUACUACUAAUAAAGUUUCUGAAGUUGUUCAUGGUGAUGGUCAGACGCAGAUACACUAUGCAGAAAAUAGUGGACUUCCGUCAGAAAUAUUACACGUCGACCGAGACGUUGACUAUCGCUGGGAGUCUACAUAUGUUGGUGGUCUCCUCACCGAAGAACGACUUGAUUAUGGCGCUAAAACUGGUCUAAGUAACGCAAAGAUAAUAUAUGAAUAUGAUAACAAUUACAGAAUAACUUCCGUCCAGGGACGGAUUGGGGGACAAACUCUUAUAACACAUCAUAUAAUGUAUAAUAGUAAAACAGGUGCGCCAGAAAUUUUGGGACAAUUCACUGUAUCUAAACAAAAGUGGAAUGAGACGUCCGUAUAUGACGGCAUUGCCAUGUUUUCGCGUGUACUUAACGAUCAGUUCUUAGAAAAAGAAGUUACAGUCAAUAUUCAUAGAAUGGAAGUGUUUAGAAUGGAAUUCUCAUAUGACAAACAUGGAAGAAUAUUACAAACACGUACACAUACAAGGAAUGUCGGAGUUAACACUUACACGAAUUUAAAGAACUAUACCUGGGACUGCGAUGGACAGCUAACAGGACUUGAAGCGCAAGAGCCUUGGGGCUUUAGAUAUGAUGAUAAUGGCAACAUGUUAUCAUUAACCUACAGAGGAAACACCAUUCCCAUGGAAUAUAAUGAUAUGGAUCGCAUUGUAAAAUUUGGUGAAGGUCAAUACCGAUAUGAUAGUCGUGGUCUCGUAUCCCAAAAUGCCAGAGAAGAAAGAUUCCAAUACAAUUCGAAAGGUCUUCUAAUUAGAGCAACAAAACGAGGAAGAUUUGAUGUUCGUUACUAUUAUGACCAUCUUGACAGGCUUUCCACUAGAAAAGAUAACUUCGGUAAUGUAACUCAAUUCUUUUAUACUAAUAAAGAGAAGCCUCACGAAGUAAGUCAUAUAUAUUCACCACGUGAGAAUAGGUUCAUGACGUUAGUUUAUGACGACAGAGGACACUUGAUCUACACACAGGUGGCUCGACAUAAAUAUUAUAUUGCUACAGACCAGUGCGGAACACCAGUAAUGAUCUUUAAUCAAUAUGGCGAAGGCAUCAGGGAAAUAAUGAGGUCACCGUACGGACACAUAGUAUACGAUUCAAACCCAUACUUAUAUUUACCUGUCGAUUUCUGCGGUGGACUGCUGGAUCAAGUGACUUCAUUAGUCCACAUGGCGAAUGGAAAAGUUUAUGACCCACUGAUUGGGCAAUGGAUGUCUCCAUUGUGGGAGAAUCUCAUUGAGAGAAUUCACAAUCCAACUCAGUUGCAUUUAUACCGGUUUAAUGGAAACGACCCUAUCAACGUGAGACCUCAGAACAAAAAGCCAACAGAUCACCUGUCAUGGUUGAAGUUGCUGGGCUAUGAAACAAAGAGCCUGGCUCCACAGCUUUACCCUGAUGAAUUGCCUGGAGGCUCAGUGUUGCCGAGCAUUCCACGUGGCCGACCUGUAUGGGGGACUGCUCCUGCAGGUAGCAGCCCCGGUAUACCCUCAGCUAUGUCACUACUUCCGACGGUGACCAUCGAAUCAGGGUUCUUAUCACACAUGUCUAACAAAAGGAUAGCUGACUUCAGAAGCCUUUCCAUACCAGCCAUGUCAGCUCUUAAAACUGACGCCCUAAAUUUGGCUCCGAAACGUAUCGGCUCGGACUCUGAGCCGCCAUUCGGACGUGGUAUCCUUGUUUCAAGGAAUUCUCGUGGUCGAGCGGUCGUCACCACAGUACCAUCCGCGAAUGCUAUCUACCGAGAUGUAUACACUUCAGUAUUCAACCGAUCUCAUCUUCUACCUUUCUCGUUCAUCGUGCACGGUGAUCAGCAGGAUGUUUUCUAUUUUGUGAAAGAAGAGACCUGGCGAGCUGCUGAUGAUAAACAGCAGCUAAAACGUAUGCAAGGCAAAUUGAACGUAACUUUCCACGAGAUUGCUGAAGGCGGCCGAUCAUACGCAGAUGUAAAAAUUCAUGGAAAGACAAGUAUAGUGAACUUGCGGUACGGCACAAGCGCGGAACGGGAGCGCCAACGGCUACUGCACCACGCGCGAGCCUCGGCCGGGCGCAAAGCGUGGCAUCGCGAGCGUGAAGCGCUCCGCAGCGGGCUGGGUGGCUCGCUAGACUGGUCGGCGGCUGAAUUAGACGAAAUUCAGAAGGCUGGACAAGUUGCCGGCUACGAAGGCGAAUACGUGCACGAUGUGGCGCGUUAUCCCGAGCUUGCGGAGGACCCGUACAAUAUCCGUUUCGUGAAGAAGCGGUCGGACCGCGCUGAGCGGCGCCGACGAAAGCGCGAGGAUUGCCAGGCGCCUUGGUGGCUCGCCUGGGACGAUAUCUGCUAG
Molecule: messenger RNA, 8037 nt
Organism: Arctia plantaginis
Lineage: Eukaryota; Metazoa; Arthropoda; Insecta; Lepidoptera; Erebidae
Source: the annotation of a GenBank genome assembly